UACUCUCAAUGUGUGUUUCUCCUCCACCUCCAAACUUCAUCUGAUGAAUUCUCGUUCUUUCUUACCACCACAUCUUUCGCCUGUUGCCGCAAUCACUGUGCUAUUCACGGACGCAUAUUUUGCAGGACAAGGAUCAUCCCCUUUGUGAUUUUCAGCUGGAUGAGUACAUUUCGUUAAAACCUCCGACCUUCCCCCCCUUCUUCCCUCGUCCUGUCUCUCCCCGCACAGGACGAGAUUCGACUCUCUUCAAACAAUGUCUCUACAUCUCAGCAUGUUGUCCGAUUCAUCGUCGCCAUUGAGCUCUCCGCGCUCUCUUUCACCAUCUCCUCCUCCUUAUUACUAUCCGUCGCCGACGUCGUCGCAGGCCUCACCAGGUUCCUCUCCUACGGCUGAGCCCUUGCUGGACUCGCUACCUGUCAGAAUCGAGAGAGAUGGGCCCCCUCCGACAAAGAAGCGUCGCACAGCAGAGAAAAAGGAAAGGAGAACGCAAUUUCUAGAUCUUCACCAAAUGUCCGAUGUUUAUGCUUCCGAUCAAAAAGAACAGCUAGAUCUCUUACUCAAAACUCUUCAUAAGAAGCGAAAGAUUGUAGUGAUUGCUGGCGCAGGAAUCUCUGUCUCUGCAGGCAUUCCCGACUUCAGAUCCUCUACGGGACUAUUUACCACUCUUCGUCGCCAACACAACCUGAAGGCCUCUGGAAAACACCUCUUUGAUGCGUCUGUCUACCGAACUCCCGCUUCCACUUCCUCCUUUCACGACAUGGUUCGAAAUCUCUCAGGUCUCAUUGAAACAGCCAAACCAACUGCAUUUCAUCACUUAUUGGCCCGGUUAGCGCACGAAGGUCGCCUGAUGCGACUUUACAGCCAAAACGUCGAUUGCAUUGAAACUUCGCUUCCACCGCUCGCUACACAAGUCCCCCUGAACCCGAAAGGGCCUUGGCCGCGAACAAUUCAGCUGCAUGGAGGUCUCAGCAAAAUGGCAUGCGUUAAGUGCAGCCACUUGGCAGAUUUUGAAGCAUCUCUUUUUGAUGGCCCUGACCCACCGAUUUGCAAGGUGUGUGAGGAGCUAGAUUCUGUGCGCACAAAUAUCGCAGGAAAGCGAAGCCAUGGUAUUGGAAAGCUUCGUCCAAGAAUCGUUCUGUAUAAUGAGUACAACCCGGAUGAAGAGGCAAUUGGCGCUGUCACAACGGCGGAUUUGAGAAGUCGGCCUGACGCUAUUAUUGUUGUUGGAACAAGUCUGAAAGUGCCAGGAGUCCGGCGCAUAGUAAAGGAGAUGUGUGGUGUAGUGAGAUCAAGGCGGGAUGGGGUCGCUAUCUGGAUCAAUAACUCACCGAUGCCCACCGGGCGCGAAUUUGAAAAUUGCUGGGAUCUGGUGAUCAAGGGUGACUGCGACGAAGUCGCUCGCCACGCCGGCCUGAAACGCUGGGAUCAUAUCGACGAAGAUAGUUUUGAAGUCUGUUCUGAAGAGGAUCGAGCCAAGAUCAAGUCUGAAGGCAAAGAAAUGGAGGUUCUUUUGGAAACUCCUCGCAAGCGGAAGCAUCCAGGCGUGGAGUCUAUGCAGGGUGUGCUUACGCCAACAUCAAGCCCUACUCCCAAGCUGGCUAUACUGGAAAACACCGGCGACGACGCGAUGGCGCAAGUCGAAUUCGCAAACCAGACGACGAGCAACCCCGCCAGCCAAGGACGAUCCAUUGCAGACGUACUCCUCCAACAACCCAAGCCAAAGGGCAAAGGGCAAAACACAAAGAGAACCGCCUCAACAUCAUCAUCUACAUCACGUGCAAAGAGUACAAAACCAAGAAAGGCCCCCGCCAACACCAAGCGCUCUGCAGCAACAGCAGCAUCAGCACCACCAGCAGCGACCGAUCAAGUCAACAUCAAGGAAACAUUUAGAGUUACAAAGUCUGCUGCACCUCCGACAGACCCGGCCGAGACCAAGCCGUCCAAGCCGAAGAGAAGAUCAAUUGAAUUGCAGGAUAUCCUCAAUCCCGCCUAAAACAUUUUAUUGCAGAGUUGACGCUCGAGCUCACGUGGAAAAAAAACAAGGCUUAUAUCCUAUGGCGUUAUUGGUCGCAUUGCUUAUAUACAAUAAUUUUUCUGUUUCAUCCUUUUCUUUCUUUUUUCUCUCUCUUCUAUAUUACUUUCUCGUCACCCCCAACGCCAGCGCUUGGCCUUGUAUUACUAUAUCCUUUUACAUUUUGUUUUGGAACGCGCAAAGGAGUUGGGGGGCAAAGUAUAGAAAGCGCAAAAGGAGCAAAGUUUAUAGCUUUAGUCGAAGAGCUUGUCCAUGUAUUUUACAAAGACGUUCCUAAUAACGCACCAUUAGUCCAGCUCUAUAGCAGAAGAAGAAGAAGCAGCAGCAGCAGCAGGAAAACUAUAUCAAUAGUAUAUUACCUCGCAGGUCUCGGAACG
Molecule: messenger RNA, 2409 nt
Organism: Xylona heveae TC161
Lineage: Eukaryota; Fungi; Ascomycota; Xylonomycetes; Xylonales; Xylonaceae
Product: DHS-like NAD/FAD-binding domain-containing protein
Exons: 2
Coding region: 254-1993 (579 amino acids)
Biological process (GO): regulation of DNA repair; pericentric heterochromatin formation; replication-born double-strand break repair via sister chromatid exchange
Cellular component (GO): mating-type region heterochromatin
Molecular function (GO): histone deacetylase activity, NAD-dependent; NAD+ binding
Source: RefSeq, a predicted model, not a curated record